GAGAGGAGCCUCCACCACACAUCACAUGGUGACUUGCAGGAGCAGCAGUCAGGUUGGAUGCAGUGGAUGCUCCGUGGGGAAAAUGCCCACCACACCAUGAAGUGAUUCAUGACACAUGGAAAUGUGCUGCCACCUGAAAGUGGAGCUCAUUUAUUCCAGCUCCAGCUCUGCAUGAGGCUCACUGGUCGCCACAUCAGCGGGUUAACGGGGACCUCCGGAGCCAGCCCGCGUCCAGCGGGGUCUCCUCCUCUGCAGAGGCAGCAGUCACGGGGUCCUGGACGCUCUCCGGGAGCGGGGGAGGUAUUUCUGGGAGUCCGUCUGCGUGUGCCAGGAGCGAAGUGGGGAUUUUAGGAUUUGAUGAAUCCACCUGCCGCGCCUCGGGUUUUCAAACGGAACUUCAGGCGAAACUUUGCAAUGAUGUGAAGAUUUGAUCCAAGGAUGCGCCGACAUCACGGAGGAUUCAGUUGAACACGCGUCUUAGCAAUGUUUUUGAAAGCCCGACGAACUGUGAACUUUAUUUUGUGGAUCUUUAAGUUUUUUAUUUAUUGGACUUGGGUUGAAGCACAGAUGGGGUUCGACAGUCCUCUGUCUGCACAGGAGCAGAUGUUCAUCCUGUAUGAAAUCAAAACGCGGUGCUAUCAGAACCUGUCCAGUAUGGAACCAACAGCCACAGAUGAGGUGUGCCCUCCAGACUGGGACGGUCUUAUUUGUUGGCCUCAUGGCUCACCUGGGCAGAUUAUGAAGGUUCCCUGCCCAGCUUACAUCUAUGACUUCAAUCACAAAGGACACGCUUACAGGAGGUGUGAUGUCAACGGUUCCUGGGUCUUCGUGGAGCAAUGGAACAAAACGUGGACCAAUUAUUCAGAGUGUCUACGGUUCCUUCAGCCCCUCAGAGAUGAGGAAGCAAGACGAGACUUCUUUGAGCGGCUGUAUGUCAUGUACACCACCGGCUACGCUGUGUCCUUCAGCUCUCUGCUAGUGGCCAUCAUGAUCAUUGGAUACUUCCGGCGCCUUCACUGCACCAGAAACUACAUCCAUAUGCACUUGUUCGUUUCCUUCAUGUUGCGGGCUGUCAGCAUUUUUGUAAAGGACAAAGUUGUCUAUUCGAGUGCCGGAUUGCAAGACUUUGACUCGGCCCUGCUGGAUAACCUGAAAACAGUUAGCAUUUCAUCACUCGACAAGUCCCAGUAUAUCGGCUGCAAGGUGACGGUGCUGUUCUUCAUCUACUUCCUGGCCACCAACUACUUCUGGAUCCUGGUGGAAGGCCUCUACCUGCACAGCCUCAUCUUCAUGGCGUUUCGCUCAGACUCCAAGUACCUCUGGGGAUUCAUAUUCAUUGGAUGGGGUGUUCCUGCUGUGUUUGUCGCAAUCUGGGCGAUCGUCAGGGCAACGCUGGCAGACGCAAGGUGCUGGGAGUUGAGUGCUGGUAACGUCAAAUGGAUUUACCAGGUUCCCAUCUUGACAGCAAUUGGGCUCAACUUUGUUUUGUUUGUGAACAUCGUGCGAGUGCUGGCCACCAAGAUUCGAGAGACAAACGCAGGGAGAUACGACACCAGGAAGCAGUACAGAAAAUUGGCAAAGUCCACCUUUGUGCUGGUGCUGGUGUUUGGCAUCCACUACAUCAUCUUCGUCGGACUGCCUCACACAUUCGAAGGACCAAGCUGGGAGAUUCGCAUGUAUUGUGAGCUAUUCUUCAACUCCUUUCAGGGCUUCUUUGUGUCCAUUAUCUAUUGCUAUUGCAACGGAGAGGUUCAGACAGAAAUAAAGAAAACGUGGACACGCUGGAACCUCGCCUUUGAGUGGGAGGGCCCGGUGGUCUGCGGUCGCUACCGUUACGGCUCCGUGGUCGUAGGUCUCAACAACAACAGCACCAGCAGUCAGUCCCACCUGGCCGGCGGAGGCCUUUCCACGCGCUCCACCACCCUCGCUUCGAGUCGAGCUUAUCGAAGCACGGGCGCGCCCUCCAUCAACGUGCAUGCCACCCUUCCGGGUUAUGUGAUGACAAACUCUGAUCCCUCCUUACCCGAAGAGCUGGAGGACAGCGGCCCAAAAAGAGUGGACGAUAUCUCACUGAAGGAAAACCUGCCUGUACUGAAUAUAAGUGCAACUGCUGAGGAUGAGGAGGAAACGCUGUAGCUGGCAAAAAAUGCAAAAAGAGACCGAUUAAAUUUUCUACCGAUGGAGCCGUGGGACACAUUAUUUUCUUGUGUAAUUUAAAUUCUGACAAAGGUAGCUAACACAAACUAAAAACGAGGGAGCAUUGUGAACGCUACAUGGAUUAGUCAAUACUGAAGUUCCAAUGCCCAACAUGAUUCAUGAGUUUUUAUAAGGCUGAAAGGACUGAUCAAAAGCUUUUUUUUAUUCUAGAGAGAGACUCAAGACACUCCAAUCAAGUUUAUACCUGGAUUUAAAGAAAUCAUUGAACCCAAGCUGUGACUCUGGCGCAGGUGUUAAAAGCAAGCAUAUUUAUUUUACACGUUUGACUUUAACUUUGUUAAUAUCCACCUGCAACAACUCAUGCUGCACUGGUAUGAAGGGCUUUUGGGGCUGUGAUAUUGCACGUGUUAAAAAUAAUCUGGAUGAGAGCAUUGAGAUGACAAAAGAGCCCUUAUUUUUGUCAUGAAGGAAACUCCAUUUAUCCAACUGCCUCUGGAGGCCACUCAAUAGAUGAGUCCUUAAAAAACGAGACCUGCAUACAAGUACUGAA
Molecule: messenger RNA, 2707 nt
Organism: Poecilia reticulata (guppy)
Lineage: Eukaryota; Metazoa; Chordata; Actinopteri; Cyprinodontiformes; Poeciliidae
Gene: pth2ra
Product: parathyroid hormone 2 receptor a
Biological process (GO): adenylate cyclase-modulating G protein-coupled receptor signaling pathway; cell surface receptor signaling pathway
Cellular component (GO): plasma membrane
Molecular function (GO): G protein-coupled peptide receptor activity; parathyroid hormone receptor activity; peptide hormone binding
Source: RefSeq, a predicted model, not a curated record